UAUCAAAAUCAAACCGUCUGAAUCGGGUUUUUCUUUCCUGCGUUUUCUGCCUUUCACUCUUCUCCUCCACAAUUCUUUUCUUUGACCACUCUCUCUCUCUCUCUCUCUCUCUCUCUCUCUCAAAUUUACUAGGGUUCCUUUCUUCUUCAUCUUCUCCUCCUCCCUCUCCAUAAAAGUCCCAGUUUUUUCUCGUCCAUUGUCUGCAAUCCUCCUCCAACUCACUCUGCCAACGACAAUGGAAAAUAUUGCUCCCUCUUCUUUUCCGUCUUCUUCUUUGCAGAAUCCGGUGGUUUCAGCUGCAUCUUCCUCCUCUGGAGUUCCCGAUGAUGCUUUCGAAGACUCCUGCAGUAUAUGCCUCGAGCCCUUCAUCGCUGCUGACCCUGCAACUGUAUGAUCCUCGCAUUAGGAUAUGUUUCUCUGUAAUUACAAUUACGAGUUGCAAACAUGAAUAUCAUCUUCACUGUAUCCUUGAAUGGUCUCAAAGAAGCAAAGAAUGCCCAAUAUGUUGCCAGUUACUUUUCUUAAAGGACCCUGCCAGCCAAGAGCUUCUAGCUGCUGUGGAGAUUGAAAGGCGCUCAAGGUCAAAGAACAUUUAUUCAGCUGCUCCCACAGCUCUUCAUAAUUUCCACGAGGACUUUGAGGUCAAGCACGGCACUUAUUAUUCAGAAGACUCUGAUUUUGAUGAGCAUAUUAUGCAACGUCUGUCUGCUGCUGCUAGUAGAGCUCGUUAUAUUCACAGAAGGGAAAGACACAGAUCUUCUGGGCUUGGUCCUUCCCAAGUUCUUGCUUUCACCUCCCCUGCAAAUAUGUCACCGCAAAUAUACAUGACCUCCCCAGAAGGUUAUCCAAAUUUAUGUUAUGGGUCACCCGAGGGUGGUUCGCCAUCUUCUGGCAUGCCUUCUGCUAUCAACUUUCGACCUCCAGGAGCGGUGGAUGUUGAUCUGGUCCCCAGGACUUAUAUCAACAGAGACAACCCUGUUAAUCCCAGAAUUAUUUAUAGCCAGACACCAUCUGAUGGUCCAGGAAGACCAAGUGCAUCUGAGAUAUUCUUUCCAGAGACACUCAAAUCUAAAUUGUCUGCUGCUUCAGCCAGAUAUAAGGAAUCAAUCUCAAAGAGUACCCGAGGCUUUAAGGAGAAGCUACUUGCUCGUAAUAACUCGGUAAAGGAGCUAAGCAAAGGAGUUCAGCGUGAGAUGAAUGCAGGAAUUGCUGGUGUUGCUCGACUGAUUGAACGCCUAGAUCUUACUUCAAAACGAACUGGAUCCUCUAUUCAUGUUCCCAAUUAUACUGAAGGCACUUCAGACUUCUCCUUCAAAGGGAAGGGCGUGGAGGAAAAUGUUAGUGUGCAGUCUCUUGACAAAAGUAGUGGGAAAGUUCCACGUGAUUUAUGUCCGGGUGCAACCUAUAUCUCUGGUGCCAUAGUGGGACAAUCAGAAGAUCCUCAUACGCAGAGUGGACAUUGAUGCUGCUAAAUCUGGUACUGGCUCCUCAACCAAGUGUGUUUCAUGAGCACACCAGGAGGCAUGUGGUGCAAGUGACGAAAUGUGUUUUAACCAAUUGGCUGGUUGGUUGGCGUCCUGCAUACCUGCCGGUAGCCUAAAUAUGCGAAACAGAAACUGUUAACUGAUAUUGCCCUGGCCAACAGUGUUUUCCUUUCUUCAUAGAUUAGUUUAAGUAGAUAACAGAGAAAUCUGAAGAGAUACUAUGACCGUGUGCAUUUUUUUUUUUUUAACAAUUUUAAGGUCUUUCGUUGUGUUUUCUACUUUAUUUUUGUUAACUGUUUCCAAUAUUAUAUGUGGGUAAAGCCUGAACAUUGAUUAGGUGGCUGUGAUAUGAAAAAGGGUGAAUGGCUAAAGACCGUUUUUUCUGAAAA
Molecule: messenger RNA, 1873 nt
Organism: Carya illinoinensis
Lineage: Eukaryota; Viridiplantae; Streptophyta; Magnoliopsida; Fagales; Juglandaceae
Product: E3 ubiquitin-protein ligase RHF1A-like
Exons: 8
Coding region: 324-1463 (379 amino acids)
Molecular function (GO): zinc ion binding; ubiquitin-protein transferase activity
Source: RefSeq, a predicted model, not a curated record